AUGUCAGAGAUCCAUGGUGCACUUCACUUUCUGAUGUUCUUGUGCUCACACCCUCCCCAUUUAAUCUUUCCCGUUUGGACAUACUCUUACCUGGUGCUGCUCCUCCCCGUGUUUAUCCUCACCGAUUACAUCCGCUACAAGCCCGUCAUCGUCCUACAAGGGAUUAGCUUCAUCGUCACCUGGCUGCUGCUGCUGUUUGGCCAAGGAGUGAAGGCCAUGCAGGCUGUGGAGUUCUUCUACGGAAUGGUCUCGGCCACCGAGGUGGCCUACUACGCCUACAUCUACAGCGUGGUCAGCCCCGAGCACUACCAGAGAGUGAGUGGCUGCUGCAGGAGUGUCACGCUGGUGGCCUACACGGCGGCGUCGGUGCUGGCCCAACUCUUGGUCUCCCUGGCCAACCUGUCGUACUUUUACCUCAACGUCAUAACCUUGGCCUCUGUGUCCGUGGCCUUUCUUGUCUCACUUUCUCUACUGAUGCCUAAGAAGAGCAUGUUUUUUCAUGCAAAUCCCAGCAAAGAAACUCCUCCAAAGCCACCAGGAAAGGAUGCUUUCUUAGAAGGACCUCCCAAGGAUCAGGGACCAGUCUGCCAAGGACUAUUCACCAUUUCAGGGAACCUGGGUGACAGCCAGCUGAGCAGCCCGAAGCCAGGAAAGGUACCUUUGAGAGCUUUUGUGCAGUGGUUCCAAGAUUUGAAAGAGGGCUACUCCUCAAAGAAUCUUUUUUUCCUGGUAGUAAAAAAGCCCCCUGUGGUGGGCUUUUUCCACAGCAGGUUUUAACCAGGUUUUGAACCAUGUUCAAACCCUGUGGGAUUACAAGGCCCCGUCCCAGAGUCCUACAAUAUAAAAUGGAACAAUAGAAGCCCUUGCAACCUUCAGGGGCAGGUAUACAAGCCUUUAUCUUUUCAAUGUG
Molecule: messenger RNA, 910 nt
Organism: Manis pentadactyla (Chinese pangolin)
Lineage: Eukaryota; Metazoa; Chordata; Mammalia; Pholidota; Manidae
Product: thiamine transporter 2-like
Exons: 1
Coding region: 1-777 (258 amino acids)
Biological process (GO): transmembrane transport; vitamin transport
Cellular component (GO): plasma membrane
Molecular function (GO): thiamine transmembrane transporter activity
Source: RefSeq, a predicted model, not a curated record